AUGUACGUCGGUGCUCUGGCUGCUACGCUGCGCGAUCUAGAUGCCCUGUCGCAAAAAGCAUCGAGUUCGGUUCAGUAUUCGAAGAAGAAUAUGACUGGCUCGGAUUUGACGCUGCACAAACUGUCCAUCACUGACACUGGUGUGCGGCCCACGCCUGACUCGACGGUGCUGGCACCGGCGCCUGCGCGCAGCAGCCUUAUGGCGACACUCAACAAAAUUGGCGAGUCGACGUACAAUUUCGUGCUCGGCGGUGUCGCGGGCUCCGUCGGUGCGACGCUCGUCUACCCGAUCGAUCUCGUUAAGACGCGCAUGCAGAACCAGCGUUCGAAUGUCGUCGGCGAGGCGCUCAUGUACAAAAACAGCCUCGACUGUGCGAAGAAGGUGAUGCAAAAUGAAGGCUUCUUUGGUUUCUACUCGGGUCUCGUGCCUCAGCUGCUUGGUGUGGCACCGGAGAAGGCGAUUAAACUCACGGUGAACGAUCUGGUCCGUUCCCUCACCAUGGAUAAGGAUGGCCGCGUGCCAGUUCCGGCCGAAAUUCUUGCGGGCUCUGUGGCUGGCGCCUCGCAGGUUGUGUUCACCAACCCCCUGGAAAUUGUCAAGAUCCGACUGCAGGUGCAGGGCGAGGUCUCCAGCGAUCCGUCGCAGGUGAGGAAGGGGGCCUUGACGAUCAUCCGCCGUCUGGGCCUGCUGGGUCUGUACAAGGGUGCAGGCGCGUGCCUCCUACGUGACAUCCCGUUCAGUGCCAUCUACUUCCCCAUGUACGCGCAUCUUAAGAAGGACCUGUUUGGCGAGGCGCCCGGCGUCAAGCUCACCUUUGGCCAGCUCAUCUCGGCAGCAUCGAUCGCGGGUAUCCCGGCUGCCUUCCUUACGACGCCUGCGGAUGUGAUCAAAACGCGUCUCCAGGUCGAGGCGCGCAAAGGCCAGGCUACUUACAAGGGCAUCAUGGACUGCGCCUCGCAGAUCCUCCGCAAGGAGUCGCCGAGCGCCUUCUUCAAGGGCUCGCUGGCUCGUGUUUUACGCUCGAGUCCCCAAUUUGGUGCCACUCUGGUCACCUACGAAUAUCUCAAGGCGCUCAUUCCGUCGCCAUUCCCCGCGCAGCCGGUGCCUGAGAUUGUCUGCUCGGAAGAGCACCACGCCAUGCAGAGCGCGCUUCAGCUACUAACCACGGCCCACAAGCUUAGCCACUUGCCAUAG
Malassezia sympodialis ATCC 42132 is the source of this 1194-nucleotide messenger RNA. RefSeq lists its product as uncharacterized. Bases 1 to 1194 code for a protein of 397 amino acids. The record is from RefSeq and is a predicted model, not a curated record. NCBI's taxonomy places the organism in Eukaryota, Fungi, Basidiomycota, Malasseziomycetes, Malasseziales, Malasseziaceae. The transcript is spliced from 2 exons. Gene Ontology annotation, biological process: aspartate transmembrane transport; L-glutamate transmembrane transport; malate-aspartate shuttle. Gene Ontology annotation, molecular function: L-glutamate transmembrane transporter activity; L-aspartate transmembrane transporter activity.